AUGGAGGGGGAGGGUGGAGGCGGGGCCUGCGCGUCGGAGGGGCGGGACCUAGGCGCCGGCGGCGAAUCCAAUGCGGUCUCUUGCGCAGGCCCCGCCCCUGCGCGCCCCGCCCCUCGGGCCGCCGCCGGCGCCCGGGGCGUCCGGUUCUGGCGGCGGUGGGGCGCGGUGGGGAGCCGCUUCCAGAAGGUUCGGCGACUGUUGGGCGGUGCCGAGCGCGGCAGCCGCGUGGAUCAGCCUCGCCCCGCGCCGCGCGUGUCCGCGGGGGGGAGGGGCCGUCCCGGCAGCCGACGCUGGGCGGUGGCGGAUACAGCGCCCCGCGAGGUGGGCGAGCCCGGGCUCGGAGGCCCUGGGGCUGGAGUGCGGCAGGAAGGCCUGCGGGGGUCCGCCUCCGGGGCUUGCACUCUCGAAUCAGCCCCUGACGGGAAAUUGGAGGUCCCCCCACCCCCCGUAAACGAGCAUUUACGGCGGAGCUGCUGGGCCGGCAAGAGUCUGAAGCCGACGCCGCAGAGCAAGGGGCUGACCACGGUGUUCUCGGGCAGCGGGCAGCCGAUCUCCCAGCCCGAAGCGCCGCUGCCGCAGGCGUCGCCCGCGCCGUCCCGGGCCCGCAGCCCCACCCCGCCGGCCGUGGGGCCCCAGCCACUGCUCAACGGCAGCGUGGCGCCGGCGCCGCCCGCCACCCCGGCGCCAGGCGUGCAGCUCGACGUGGAGGCGCUCAUCCCCACGCACGAUGAGCAGGGCCGGCCCAUCCCCGAGUGGAAGCGCCAGGUGAUGGUGCGCAAGCUGCAGCUGAAGAUGCAGGAGGAGGAGGAGCAGAGACGGAAGGAGGAAGAGGAGGAGGCCCGGCUGGCCAGCAUGCCUGCCUGGAGGCGAGACCUCCUGCGGAAGAAGCUAGAAGAGGAGAGGGAGCAGAAGCGGAAAGAGGAGGAGCGACAGAAGCAGGAGGAGUUGCAGCGAGAGAAAGAGCAGUCGGAGAAGCUGCGGACGCUGGGCUACGACGAGAGCAAGCUGGCGCCCUGGCAGCGACAGAUCAUCCUGAAGAAGGGGGACAUCGCUAAGUACUAGGUGCCGCCCUCCUGCUCGCAGCCUCGUGAGCUCUGGGGGCCCCAGUCUCCGCCCCGGCCUGCCCGGCUCCGGCGGAAAGGGCUGGGAGCCGCGCUGCCUUUCCCCUCCCGCGCUGGAACCUCUCCCUGACCCCGCUCCGGCCCCCGCAUGCCCAGCCGGGGGCGCCGCUGGAACGCGCCCGCCGCCGCCGUCGCCCAGGAAAAGUGCCCAAGCAAGCUGUUGACGCAAAAAGAUGCUGCUUAUUUGCAUGCCUAUUUACAUAUAUUUGCAUGUUCGGUGGAGGUCGCGCAGAGCGCUCCCCAGCCCCGUGGGUGGCGACCUUGUUUUCCUGCCGGGCGCGCGCCCGGCCGCAGCCCCCUCCCCCGCACCCCGGAACCCACGCGGCGGGCGCAUCCUGGGCGGAGGCAGGCCCCGCGCUCGGGGAAGGGGUUUUCCUCCCGUCGUGACCCAGAUCUGCACCCGGCCCGCAUUUCCCAUCCCCGCCGAGGGUUUCCUCUCAGUCAUUUGUUUACCAGAAACGAUGAAACCGGCAACCUGCCCGUCGGGACCGAGUUGCCGCUCCGGGGGCCCAACCUCUGCCUCCCCCCCUCCCCCUCGCCCUCCCCCUGGUGAAGUCCGCGCCCCCCUCCCCCCGGGUCCCACGAUUCCCAGACCCUUUCACGACGCUGGUGGCGUGAGUGCGAGGCAAGGGUCCCUGCGCUUGUGUCUCCACCUGCUUCCUCCCCGUCCCCGCCAUCCCGCACCCCCAUUAAAGCUCUCUCAGCCGC
This is a messenger RNA of Lynx canadensis (Canada lynx), 1829 nucleotides long. It is a transcript of the gene ESPN, whose product is annotated as espin. Lineage: Eukaryota; Metazoa; Chordata; Mammalia; Carnivora; Felidae. Bases 1 to 1062 code for a protein of 353 amino acids. The record is from RefSeq and is a predicted model, not a curated record. Gene Ontology annotation, biological process: actin filament bundle assembly. Gene Ontology annotation, cellular component: cytoplasm. The transcript is spliced from 6 exons. Gene Ontology annotation, molecular function: actin filament binding.